This is a messenger RNA of Perca fluviatilis (European perch), 4168 nucleotides long. RefSeq names its product oxysterol binding protein-like 7 (gene osbpl7). Gene Ontology annotation, cellular component: cytosol; intracellular membrane-bounded organelle; plasma membrane. The transcript is spliced from 24 exons. The record is from RefSeq and is a predicted model, not a curated record. Gene Ontology annotation, molecular function: cholesterol binding. The coding region runs from base 586 to 3183 and encodes 865 amino acids. Lineage: Eukaryota; Metazoa; Chordata; Actinopteri; Perciformes; Percidae.
UUAUUUUGAUAUUUAUCACAAAUUAUGUGAGCUGCAGAUGUGGCACCAUUUACAAGCUAUUGGUAUCAUGGUAAAUAAAGGUCAAAUUGUAACCUGCACUGAUUGAUCGACAAAUAUGAACCCAUAUCAACAAAUAUUGAUGUUUUUCAGAUAAUUAUUAACGCACAUAAAACCAUACUUUUCCCUUAAAAUACCAUUAUUUUCUAAAUCAAGCCACUUCUAGUAUGUUAAGGCCAUAUUUAAGAUCCCACCCUUUGCUUUAAAACAGAGUAACCUAGGUGUGCAGAGUGAGUGGAGGUUGUCUAGAUUUAGGCUACCCUCCACUACAUCCCUGCUAGUAGCUGUGUAAUUCCAGCUAAUGCGGAUAAUGCCCAGGACGCAUUGCGCACGGCGCGCGCAGCCUGCGACGCACAGCUCUCCUUUGAUUUGAGGGAGCUCGUAGAGAGGGAGACGGCCGUUUCUCCAACACCCAAUGAGACACCUGUUGGAUGUAUCGGGCGCAGACGAUCGCAACAGAUGAUGAGAGUCGGAGGUGAAUUUCAGCUGAUCACAACAGGGAGGGGAGUCUGAGGUCCGCGCUUUGAAAUGGAAUCAUACGGAUCUUCACUCAACCGCAGCCAGUCGCUGGCGAGCGGCCUGGAGAAGUCUUCACCAACGUGGAAGCCAUCCCGCUCUCGCAGCAGUAGCACUGUGUCAUCCCGCCACUCCAGACAGAUUAUCAAAGACUGGGAAGUGAUUGACGACCUUCAGGUAGAAAUGCACGCAGGAGGCGAUAACCCUCCCGACAUGACCACCCCGGGUAUCUGUGAAGGAUAUCUCCUCAAGAGGAGGAAGUGGCCACUGAAAGGUUGGCACAAGCGAUACUUUGUCUUGGAAGCAGGGAACUUGCGUUACUCCAAAAAUCAACAAGAUGUGUCCAGGGGAAGAUUCCAGGGCUCUUUAGAUGUCAGCCACGCAGUAAUGUCGAUAAACAAGAAGUCAAAUCAGAUUGACUUGGAUGCAGGGGACAUUCUCUAUCACAUAAAGGCAAAGAGCCAUGAACUCUUCUACAUUUGGGUAACCAAGCUACAAGCCCACCGCCUGUACAAGAAGCAUGAGGCUACUCAUGUUCACAGCAGCUUCCUCCGGACUUUGUCCCAUGGCAGUGCAGCCGGACAAGCUCAGAUAAAUGGAGAUUUGAGCUCUGCAGGCAUGGUGGAUUCAGCUGGAGCACCAGCAGGAGUGCUGCCCUCAGAUAACAACGCUGUGAACAGAAAAGUGUCGGCCUGGCUGCAGCAAAGUCACAACCCAGACUCCUGUGUUCAAGAGCUGAACCGUUGUCAUUUGGACCUUACUGAGCUAAACCGCUUAAUCCAGAAGCUGCAGAUGUUGGAGGGGGGCCAGGCUUUCACUAAUGGAGACCUGAAGCGCAUCAUCAGCAUACAGAAUAUCUCGCUUGAGAAGCCGAAGAAGUCGAGGUCAGGGAAGAUGUGGAGCCACUCUCGCACAUUAUCCCUGGGAAUGGUAAGAAAGCCUAUUCGUGGGAUUACUAAAUCGCUGUCCUCCAGUCACCUGGGCAGCUCGCCUCACCUCGGUGCAUCAGUCCCCUCUAUCCCAGACUACGUCUACUCACAGCUGUCCCCUCCUACUGCCACAUCGCCCGAGGGCAAGAAAAUCCAGCAGGACAUUUGCGCCAUAUCGCUACGAGUGCUUGCUUCGCUGAAGACAGUGCAUGAAACUCUGUCCCAGGAGAGGCAGAAGCUGCAGGAAGUCUGGGAAACUAACAACAUCCACCAGUCUAAAACUGCUGAGCCUGCAGCAGCGAGGCAUUCAUCCCACGGGCCUCCUUCAGUAGCAGAUUCAGCUGCAGAGUAUUUUGACGCCAGUGACAUCCUUUGUGGUAGUUCCUCUGAGGUGUCUGAUGAGUCAGGACUAAGUGAUGGAAGCACCACCAACUCUGAGCCAGAGGAAGGACAUGCGUCGGCCACCCGGAAAUACCGUGCUAGCAUUUCCAAGACUCCUAACAGCUUUGUUCCCAAGAGCACCGGCCGGCGAACGACACUGCCUGCUCACUGUCCUGACAACAGCCACGUGGGCCUCAUGGCUAUCCUCUACAAUAACAUAGGUAAAGACUUGGCUCGAGUGUCCAUGCCUGCUGCUCUCAAUGAACCCGUUAACCUGCUGCAGAGGCUGUGUGAAGAGCUGGAGUACAGUGAGCUGCUGGAUAUCGCCAGCAACACAUCGGACCCCUACCAGAGGAUGGUUUACAUUGCUGCCUUCGCUAUCUCUAGUUACUCCCCUGUGACAUUCAGAAACCGCUACAAGCCCUUUAAUCCGGUGCUGGGAGAGACCUACGAGUGCAUCAGAGAGGACCGGGGCUUCCGCCUCAUCAGUGAGCAGGUCUGCCACCAUCCCCCCAUCUCUGCCUGCCAUGCACAGUCAGAGAACUUCUCCUUUUGGCAAGACCAGCGAUGGAAAAAUAAAUUCUGGGGGAAGUCACUGGAGAUUCUGCCAACAGGAAUGGUGAAUGUCACUCUUCCAAGGUACGGUGACCACUAUGAGUGGAACAAAGUAGUGACCUGUAUCCACAACGUCCUCAGUCAACAGCGCUAUCUGGAGCAUUACGGAGAGGUCACCAUCCGUAACCUCAACAGCAACGUCUGCACCUGCAAGAUUACCUUCGUCAAGUCCCGUUAUUGGGGUUCAGACACAAACAAGAAUGAAGUGCAGGGCACGGUGCUGGACCAAAGUGGGAGUGUCAUUCACCGGUUCGGAGGUCUGUGGCACGAAGGCAUCUACUGUGACACCCUGCCCACUCCGAAAUGUGUCUGGAAGCCAAAUCCCCAGCCAAAGGAUCAUAUGCUGUACUAUGGCUUCUCCACCUUCGCCAUGGAGCUAAAUGAACUCCCUCCCGACCUGAAGCCUCUCCUUCCUCCUACAGACAGCCGUCUGCGCCCAGACCAAAGGUUGCUGGAGGAUGGAAAGGUGGAUGAAGCAGACAUAAAGAAAGAUGAGAUAGAGGAGUUUCAUAGGGAGCGGAGAAAAGAGCUCUCCAAAAUGGGGGAAGAGCAUGUUCCACGUUUUUUCAAAAAAGCCAAAGAUUCCUGUGGACGGGACGUGUGGUUGACAAACGGGACGUACUGGAAGCUCAGAGAGAAUCCAGGUUUUGCUAAUAUUAAAAAUAAAAACCUAACUGUCUGGUGAUGAGACGACAGCAACGCGACAGACAAAAACACAUGUGAGAGAGAGAGAGAGCGAGAGAGAAAUAUCAGCGGUGGAUAAACGGCUCUGAGAAACGUGCAGAGUGGAGAUGAUGCUGCUGGUCUCUCUUCUCGUUCCUUCUGUUGGCCCAUGACUGGUUCAUGGGAACCCUCAGCACCUGUAGUCUCAUCAGACCAGUCAGCAUCCAGCACAGGUGAAGAAACAGAAAGAACUUUUCUCAUCACGAUCAAUUUUAUAAUGCAUUUUAUCAUUAUUUUUUUUUUAGACUACUUCAGUCAACUCAUAUACAGUAUAUGUUUAUAUUUUUGAGAAUUUCACAGUUUUUUGCAGAAAAGACUGAAUGUGCGACGCACACUCUGCAUUAACAUGAACAGUCAGGCUAGUAACAGGCCUAAUUUGUUAGUUUAUUAAUUGUAAACAUUUAUUAAAAGCAUGCCCUCCUUCUCGGUCAGUUUACUUAACAUUUUAUGAUGGGUGUUUGAUCUUCUGAAGUUAAUGCUACAGUUAGGGCUGGAUUACCAACUGAGCAAAGCGGGCAACAGCCACAGCGUCCCAGAUAAGGGGGCCAGUGGGUAAUUGUGGUAAUUUGAUUUAUUUGAUUAUUAAUUUACUAACAUGAUUCUUGCAAUUUUUGUGUGGGAUCUUCAUGGUUGAAUGCUGUGAUGUAUUACAAAUUGGUUUGCGAAUAUGCUCCACUGAAGCACAAUAAAGAUAAGAACCUUAAAUCUACAGUUAAUUAUCACCAGAAUCUGCAGCCUCCCUCAGCAUCACUGAGCUUUAAAGUGAGUUUCAGCUCAUUGUUUAUCUGUCCGGCCACAACUUUACUGUUUUAGUUCACCCUAACCCGUCAGAUAGCGUCGUUUCCAGAGAAAAAAACUCCGUACACUAUCUGCUCAGCAGCAAACAGCAGACACAGUUAGAGACCAGCUGGUGAACAAAGUGGAGCAUUUGUGCAGAUAAAGAGACC